AUGGCAUCAAAGUUCUUCUUCACCUCUCUCACUUUGCUGGUUCUUUUCUGCUUGCUUCUUGUGAAAGACACUUCUGAUUAUUGCAAUGCUAAUAAGCAUGGAUGCUUUGAUGCUCAGGCAGCUGUUCUCAAGGAGAUUCGAAAUAGGAAGGUGUUUUUUGCUUUCAAGGAUAAGAAAACAAGUCUGAAGGCUAUGCUGCAAGGAUCAUCAUCAUCAAGAAUGAUGAGAGAUGGUGAAAAAUCAGUGAGUUGGGAGCUGAGGAGGGUUCCUUCUGGUCCAGACCCACUCCAUCAUAACGGUGGCAUUGGCAACCCCAAGCCUCAAACCCCUUAA
Molecule: messenger RNA, 333 nt
Organism: Arachis stenosperma
Lineage: Eukaryota; Viridiplantae; Streptophyta; Magnoliopsida; Fabales; Fabaceae
Product: protein CLAVATA 3
Exons: 3
Coding region: 1-333 (110 amino acids)
Molecular function (GO): receptor serine/threonine kinase binding
Source: RefSeq, a predicted model, not a curated record